UGAUAGGCAUGGGACAACGGAGGAAUGUGUAGGGUUUGAGGGGCACGCAUUGGAUCCCUGUUUCUAUUUUAGUUUUAAUUUCUCUCUCUUGGCCUGCGCACUCUGCAACCAAGUUCACACUCUCAAAUAGGAUCAACAAAAUAAGCAGAAAGAAAAAGCAAGAAAAACAGUUGAAUUUCAACUUAUAGUAAUUUGCACGUUUCUCUCCAUGGCAUUUUCUGCUGCAACUCACAAAUCUGCCGGAACUCAUCCAGGGGCAAUCAAUGAUGAUUUAUACAAGGAGUUGUGGCAUGCUUGUGCUGGUCCCCUUGUCACUCUCCCUCAUGAAGGGGAGUGAGUUUAUUACUUUCCACAAGGUCACAUGGAACAGCUUGAGGCAUCGAUGUAUGAGGGAUUGGAGCAGCAGAUGCCUUCCUUCAAUCUGCCUUCUAAAAUAUUAUGUAAAGUGGUCAAUGUUCAUCUUCGGGCUGAAUCCGAAACAGAUGAAGUAUAUGCACAAAUAACUUUGCUUCCUGUAGUAGAUCAAAGUGAAGUGACGAGCCCUGAUGAUCCUUUGACUGAAUCUCCAAGGGUCAAGAUCCAUUCAUUUUGCAAGACACUUACUGCUUCUGAUACCAGUACCCAUGGGGGUUUCUCUGUUCUUCGAAGACAUGCCGAUGAUUGUCUGCCUCCAUUGGAUAUGUCACAGCAACCACCAUGGCAAGAAUUGGUUGCAACUGAUUUACACGGGAAUGAAUGGCAUUUUAGACAUAUUUUUCGAGGGCAACCCAAGCGCCACUUACUUACCACUGGGUGGAGUGUCUUUGUCAGUUCCAAAAAAUUAGUGGCUGGUGAUGCCUUUAUAUUCUUAAGGGGUGAAAAUGGAGAGCUGCGAGUUGGGGUUAGGAGGGUGAUGAGACAGCAGAGCAAUGUGCCUUCUUCUGUUAUAUCUAGUCACAGUAUGCAUCUAGGUGUUCUGGCCACUGCAUCUCAUGCCAUUGCAACUGGAACACUGUUUUCUGUGUUUUACAAGCCCAGAACAAGCCGGUCAGAGUUUAUUGUGAGCGUCAACAAGUAUCUGGAAGCUCAGAGUCAUAAACUCUCUGUUGGGAUGAGAUUCAAAAUGAGAUUUGAGGGUGAUGAAAUCCCCGAAAGAAGGUUCAGUGGCACAAUUGUAGGUGUUGGAGAUAAUAAAUCAUCGGUAUGGCCUGAUUCCGAUUGGCGAUCCUUAAAGGUACAAUGGGACGAACCAUCGUCAAUUUUGCGCCCUGAUAGAGUUUCUUCAUGGGAAUUGGAGCCACAUGUCUCUACCACUCCUGCAAACCCGCAGCCAACACAAAGAAACAAGAGGGCACGGCCUCUUAUUGUACCUUCUACAGUGCCCGAUUCUUCUUUGCAAGGCAUGUGGAAAUCUCCCAUUGAAUCUACAACUUUCUCUUGUGAUCCUCAACAUAGACGUGGCCUCUAUCCAUCGCCUAAGUUCAAUCCUUCCGCAACUAACUUUAUUGGUUUUAGUGGGAAUAGCUUUGUGGGACCUCCUUCCAACAAAUCAAUAUAUUGGUCUAAUAGGAUGGAAAAUUCCUUGGAAUCAAUUUCACCUAUAGCCCUUAAAGAAGCUGGAGAGAAGAGACAAGACACUGGAAAUGGCUGUAGACUCUUUGGGAUUCAGCUACUAGAGAAUUCUAAAGCAGAAGGAAGUCUACAAACAGUCAAUUUGUCUGGAAGGCUGGGUGAUGAUAGGUUUGUUCCAUCUUUAGAUGCUGAAUCUGAUCAGCAGUCUGAGCCAUCAAAUGCCAAUCGAUGUGAUAUUCCUUCAGUAAGUUGUGAUGCUGAAAAACCAUGCCUGUCUCCACAGGAGUUGCAAAGCAAGCAAAUAAGGAGUUGUACGAAGGUUCACAUGCAAGGAAUGGCUGUUGGGAGGGCUGUGGAUUUAACACGAUUUUGUGGAUACGAGGAUCUGCUCAGGAAACUAGAAGAGAUGUUUGACAUCAAGGCUGAGCUGUGUGGGUCCAUACAAAAAUGGCAGGUUGUCUACACUGAUGAUGAAGAUGAUAUGAUGAUGGUUGGAGACGAUCCAUGGGAUGAGUUCUGUAGUGUUGUGAGGAAAAUUUUCAUCUACACGGCAGAGGUGGUGAAGAAGCUCUCCCCGAAAAUAGGGCUUUCAAUGAAUGAAAAAUUGAAAGCAAACAAGCAGGAUUGGGAAGAAAUAGUCAAUCCCGAGGAGCAGUCGUCUAAUGUGGGACCCAGUUGCUAGAAAUCAUAAUAAAAAUUCCAGCAUAUUCUAGUUGUUGUAUAUGCAAUAAAUGUUGGUAUUGUAUGGGAAUAGAAGAUGAAGAUGGUGACGAUGAAUGUGGCCAUUGGAAACAUGCCUACAUAAUUCAGACAUGCUACUUUCACUUCCACUUCCAGUUGUGUAUUGUGCAGCUAGGGUGGGUGGCUGGCACGACAUGGUCUUGUUUUUACAGGCAGCAUGGAUGAAUGGAAUGCAGAGGGUUGUUGGUUUUAUUUUGUUAGGAGAUUCUGCUGUCUGUUUGAUUUGAUCUUGGCCUGUCUUAAAUUAAAGAUCGUUUUUUCUAUAACUUCCAGACCUCUCUUCUCCUUCAGUUGAUCAUCCACUGGAAUUCACUCAAUGUGAUGCAUCUCAUUUCUGUAUAUAGUAUUUAUUAUUGUCUUGGAAUUCUAUUUGUAUGUAUCAGACGUGACCCUCUCUUCUCUCUCUAACAGCCCUGCUCAAUUUUUUCUGGAUUGUUUACUAUUUCUGUAACUCCAUCUCUUCCUGGAUAAUGGAAAGGAAAAUCAUUUUGUC
Messenger RNA from Vigna unguiculata (cowpea), 2785 nucleotides. Its product is annotated as auxin response factor 1-like. Gene Ontology annotation, biological process: regulation of DNA-templated transcription; response to hormone. Gene Ontology annotation, cellular component: nucleus. The record is from RefSeq and is a predicted model, not a curated record. NCBI's taxonomy places the organism in Eukaryota, Viridiplantae, Streptophyta, Magnoliopsida, Fabales, Fabaceae. Gene Ontology annotation, molecular function: DNA binding.